This is a messenger RNA of Austrofundulus limnaeus, 4881 nucleotides long. RefSeq lists its product as uncharacterized. The transcript is spliced from 7 exons. Gene Ontology annotation, biological process: regulation of transcription by RNA polymerase II. The record is from RefSeq and is a predicted model, not a curated record. NCBI's taxonomy places the organism in Eukaryota, Metazoa, Chordata, Actinopteri, Cyprinodontiformes, Rivulidae. The coding region runs from base 956 to 3829 and encodes 957 amino acids. Gene Ontology annotation, molecular function: RNA polymerase II cis-regulatory region sequence-specific DNA binding; protein binding; DNA-binding transcription factor activity, RNA polymerase II-specific.
GCUUCUGCUAAUGGUCUUUGUGUGAAGGCGGGGAGGAGUUGGCUCGGUUAGUCUCCUGAUUAGCAACAAACAGAAGGUUACGAGUUAGAAAAAUUGGAUUAUUUGGCCACCGGUCUGGCUUUGCGGCACCGAGAGUGGGGCGAAUUAUGUCGGGUGCUUAAACCGGGGAGUCUUGACCGGGUUUCGGGGGGUGAUUUCGCGGUUAUUUGUGACGUUUCGGUCCGUUCGGCGGGGGGAGAGAGAGCACCUCGCUUUAGGUCGUUCAAGUGGCGAUGCCUGGCUGAUAGCUGCGUCAUCAUGUUGCUUCCGACUUGAGUUGGCGAAAAAAAAAAAGGAAAAAGAAAUCACAAGUUAACGCCAGAGGUGAGGCUGCCCGCCGUCAUCCAGCCCCAGAGGCCACUCCCGAGACCCGAAUCACACGAAACACUGACUGUCGGCGGGAUACUGACGGUGAAGCCUGUUUACGUGGUCCUCGUAGUGACUUUUCCAUCACUUGUGUUGUUGGCGCGAUACUCCGCUGUCUGCUUUUAUAUCCCCACUGAAUGGACGAGUCAAGCACUUUUACCGGACAGUAGCUCAGAAAGGUGAAGGCACGGGUUUUGGACGGGAAGUGUAACUGCUGACAUGUUAGGGAUGUUUUGCCACAACUUGUUUUCAGAGUGAUGCUCAGGUUGACCCCACGGAGCUACAACAUGUUUAUAUAAGAUGCUAAACUGUACAGUUGUGGUUUUUAUAGUGCUGACCUGAUUAAGACGUCAGGGUGUCACGGGCCGUGUUUUCUGGGUGGUGCUGUCAGCAGCACAUCCUGGUGGACUUUGUUUCGGGUCGGUGGGUAAAGUUCGGCUCCCCUCCUGGGAGUGUGGGGGGGAUUACCAGCUCAGAGGAAGAGGGGGGAUCAGACUUGUCAAAGCUGCAUCAUCAUAACCGGAGGAUAAAAACCAGUGGGGAGGGGGAAAUGGCCAAAGCCCGCACGCGCACCAACGACCAUUAUUACGUGGGCGCGUCCGGUUUCUGCCUGGAUGGCUCCCCUCCUCGGCGGUCGCCAAACUUUGAGAUGAUGGACGGACUGCUGUACCGCAAGAAGCUGGAGCGGGGCUACAUCAACUACCGGGAGGUUUUGAACGAGGACCGAAGGCACGAGGCCGUCUCCACCUUCCACAGGAGGAGGCCGGGYCAGCGCCACCUGUCCCUGGAGGAGACCUACAAAUGCGUGGCUGAGAACUACUGGUGGGAGGGAAUGUACUUCCAGAUCAGAGACUUUGUCCUCAGCUGUCCAGAAUGUCAGAGUCAGCGCAGCAAAAAGUCAGAGGAGUCUGAYGGGAGAAGGUGCGUCACAAAGACCGUGGCGUCACACGGCACCGACGUGCUGAGCAAGCUGAGGAGUCAGAGGGAGGCGGGUCUUUUCUGUGACAUCACCCUGCAAACUACGGGGAGGUCGUUCUUGGCCCACAGAGCUGUUCUGGCAGCUGUSAGCGAUCACUUUCAGGAACUCUUUACUGAAAUGGACUCGAGCAAGAAAACAGACGUGGAUCUCACUGGUUUUAGCGAGGACAGUCUUCUGUCUCUGCUGGACUUCUCCUAUUCCUCCACUCUCUGUGUUCGUCAGGAGGACCUACCRGAGGUGUGCGCUAUGGCUCGACACCUGGGCAUGUGGCCCGCAGUGGAGGCCUGCUCGGCUCUCCUUAAAGAGCAGGAGCAACAACUCCACCCUGGCAAGCGCUUUACCUCAGCCUGUGCUGGUUCAUGCCGUGAACAUUAUCAACAAAAGGAAGAGGUUUUAGAUUUGGACAACAUGAAUGAAAGCUUUAGUUUAAUACUCGAUGCGUCAGAUGAGUCUAUACACGGAAGCCCUAGGCGUAAUUUGCGCAGAUUGCCAAAACCCCAAGACCAAAAUGGCCUCCCUUUGAGUCCCUCASACAGGAUGAAGCUCAUGGACUUUAAAUCCCCCUCUUCCAAAAAAGGCAGCACACCCCGUCAUGGCAUGGCCACCUCUCAGUCACAGAAUUACUCACCCAUAUCGGCAUCGAGCACCCGUCUUCUACGCUCUUCUCCUGGAGCCGCCAAGGAGGUUCAGAGAUUGCUGCCCGUGCCAGAGACGCCUCGACGAGGCAAAAAAUCCCACGCYGUCACGCAGCUCUCGUGCUCAUCGAGGUUGAGGCCAGGCACAACCUGCAGCCCAGUGAGGAUCAAACAGGAACCAGAGGAGGUCGGAGAGGAUGAAGAGGAUUAUGAAAGGGCACAGGAGAAGUACAAGCUUAUGAAUGUCCUCGGGCUUCAGAGGACCGCUCUGCUCCCCAGACCAGAAGAUCUGAUUGGCUGGAGGCAAAAGAAACGACUAAGGAAGUUGAAGGCCAACAACUACUCACUGACCAAGCGGCGAAAACCUCGUACGUCCUCCCCGGGACUGUCGUAUGAAGAUAUGACACUGUCACUCCCUCUUUGUAACCCCGUCAACACUCGACUCCUCAACAAGUCUGUCAAGACCAAGGCUUUGGCCUCAGCUAGCUCAAAGCAGAUUCCUGCGAAGAGGAGAAAAAAUGUCAAACRGCUCGUUCCUCCGACUGACAGGAGCCUGAGAAGCAAAGGGGUUCUUCCAGACCUGUUCCAGCAUACGUCCAGGCCCGCCUUUGGGAUGAGGGAGCUCAGACGCUCCGUGAGGACGGGUAAWGGUGCCUGCCGUCAUACUCAGCAGCCUCUGAGACGCAGCACCAAAAAAUCCUUUGUGAGAAACAUAAAAAUCAAAGCAGAACCAGCUGAAUAYUCCAUCUCAGAUUCCGGACUGUCAUCAAACAAUCACUAUGAUCACGUGUYCUCAGAGUCCCCUCCUGCACAGAGGACGUCAUUCAGAAACAAGGUCCCUGCAGACUCGGUGAAAACACUGCGUUAUAACAGCAGCCGGCUGGUUACAAAAGCCAAACUCCGACGGGGCUCCAYGAAAGACACAGACAAGACAACGUCUGCGAACCGAGAGGAAGGGAGGAAGAAUCUGAAGGGGGUCCACAGUACUAAAACAAAAGUGAAGGAUACUGAAGCUAAUGGGCUUCAGUUUUCAGAGCAUUCACCCCCAUCGUCCAUUUACAGCCACCAUCUGUACAGAGCCAUUAAAGAGGAACCAGCUGAACCUGUGCCGGUUGGACAGUUCUCCGAUCCUCCCUCACCAGAUCUUGGUAAACGUCAGAGCAAGCCUYCCAUCAAACUGCUGGACUCAGGCUUUCUGUUCAACUUCUGCCGACCAGCCGGGGGGCCAAUGGCAGGGCUGAAGAAAGAGGAGGAGAGCGUGGAUAUCUGCUUGACGCGCUCCGUGUCACAGGGYGGUGAGAAAUUUGAGACGGGACAGUCUCCCCACAGGACACUGAGAGCCAGAGGACCACCCGUCCUCCCUGUUGUGAAGAGGGAGAAGAGAGGGACCCAAGGCUCAACUCCAAGACCCAAACAGAAGCCCAAAACCACCACUUCACUCCUGAACAAAUGUGCUGGGUCAAAGACUACACAGACCAUGCCAAAGAGACAAAGUAAAGUCAUUGCUGUGAGCAGCAGGAGCUGCGUCAUCCUGGAUGCUGUACGGCGAGCACGCCUAAAGCAGCUUCGAGGGCCUCGCAGUCAAGCACCAAAAGUUCCAAAGGCGGCCCAUGCCUGUCUGCAGUGCWCAGCCACCUACAAGGACUGUGAUGCUCUAAUUAUGCAUCAAAUAAGGCAUGUGGAUGGAAAGCACUGGCCCUGUCCGCUCUGCAGCAAGACGUUCUUCAGGCUGAGGAAUGUCCGGAAUCACAUCCGCACCCACGACCCCAAGUUGUACAAAUGCCGGAGCUGCAUCGCUGCAGGUUCCUGAGGCAGCCGGAGAGCCGGAUCGUUUGACCAAGGCUGAAGGCCGUCUGUGUCUGUCCACCAGCAAACGGGCUGAAGCCAGAGGCACGUGGCCAAUCAGGAGCUUGUAAAUAAUCCUCAUCGUCACACCUCGAAGCACAAGGAUCUGUGAAAAGAAACAAGUUGUUCAGAAUAUAAUUACUGCUGUUAUCAAUGAUUGCUAAUAUUAUUAUUUAAAUAACCAAAUCAAGGUUGCCGUUCCUGUUUUCUUCUUGGUAGCUGCAGAAGGCUAAACUUGAACGUUACUCUCAGGGGCGGGGGGAAUGUGAUGCAACGGGAUAAAGUGACUCAACAUCACAGUUGUAUUAUAUAAUAAAAAGAAGAAAAAAAAACCCUGAAAUGUAAAAUAAUUGUUAUAAUUGUUACCGUUACUAUUAUUUUUCUAUGUAUAGAUGAACGUUGAGUGCACUUAUCUAGAAAACGUUGUAAACCUAAGAAAUAAAAGAAGUUGAAGGUUUAGAGUCGGAGGUGGGAAUACUUGAAGUCUUGGAAGUGCUGGAGGAGGAAGAGGAGGGGGAAGCGGGGUAUACUUGAUGUUGGAAAGGUGGGGGUUCAUAAAAGUCAGCCUGCCCUUUGUGGGUCUUUGUCUUUUCAUGUGGUAACUUAUGACUUGACGAGUUCUUUCAUAUUGACUCCUUGCCCAGUCACGAGUUCUGGGUUUGACUUGUGGGGAGGAGGGGGCAUGAUGACACCACUGCAUGUGUAUUUGCAGGCCGUUUGUAGUCCACCUUUUUUUUUUGUAAGGUUGUUGGGGGGAAUUUUUUGUUUUUAAAAAGGGAAACCUGUCCUGUUUUUAAUGACUUUUCCUAAURUUAUUCAAGACAACUUUGUCACAACAGAUGUUUUAUUAUUUUCCUCUUCAGUGCAGGAUGAGAUAAUCUUUGCUUAAAAUCUCCUACUGAGUAAAUGCAAUGUGCACAUACAGAGAUGUUUAUGUAUUACAAAUGGAUUUUAGAAAGAAAUAAGUUGUAUCUUGCCAUCUGCUAAAAGACGAUUGAAUAAAUUUUUUGCCUUUUA